AUGGACAGUAACUGUGAGGAGGACACUAGUUGCCUGACAAGGGGAAGUGCCCUGGGUAGUUUUUGCGUCUACUCUGCACGGCUUCGAUUCAAUCCCCUUGACCAUGAGUUGGAGCGGCAGACGGUGCGGUUGCUGCGGGAGUUGCUAGCUGGCCCUCUGCACCACGUAGCUGCUUGGGACGCCUUUAGACGAACGCGGCUUCUCAAUGUUGUACUGGAGGCGUUGGGGUCGCGGUCGCGACUAAGUUCUCUCGCGUCUGAGGGAAGCAGUCUUGCGGAUUAUGUGCGCGUGGUGGAGCUUGCCGCAGAGGCCAAUCCUCACGCGUGUAUGCGGCAGUUGACUCUGGACGGAACUUCUGACGCUGGGCUGUUUGCCAUUUUUCCGCUGCUGGUGCGAAUUCCUUUGCUCGAUGGCGGCUUGACGCGGCAUCGCCGUUGCAUAAAUUCGUACGUGAGAACCAUCGUGCUGCUCUUGUCGGACGCAAGAAAUUGCGCUCUACUGGCUCGCAUUAAGCUAUCCCCGAUGCAGUUGCUGCUUGAUGCGCUUGCCCAAAGCCCAUCCAACCGACACGAGGUUGCUCUGCUGGCGCUUCGAGGUAUACUUCAGAUCCUCUUAGGCACGGCUGAGCUGACCAAACGGUGGGUGGAGGAUUUUGCUCUUUAUGGCGGACCUGCGAUGUGUCUCUCGACGAUCACGCGCUGGUGCGGCAUGGACGAGGACCCAAACUCCCCCCUCUGUGAACCGAGCACCUUUCUGUUUGAUAUUCUCUGUCUGCUUAUUUCGUUGCCUGAUAGUGGCCGGUCGCCCUGCCACUCGCUUUACCUGUAUCUCAGAUCCUUUCAUUGGGAGAUGGACGAAGCGGAGCCGGACCCCUCCGUUUAUAGAUCUACCGUUGGCAUGUUUGGACUUCGUGUCAUGGUGCGGGCUGCGCUUCUGGCCAAGAGGCACCGGCCCGUGCUCUUUCGCCACCUUGUCUCGCUCCUCAUCUGCACAAUUCGCCUGGGCAACGCUGACAUCGUGGCUGCCGGGCUUGUCAGCGAGGAGCUGGUGGAUGUGGUGAGGCAGUACAUGCAAUGCUUAUCCGAGCCUGAGGAGGCGGAGGUGGGAGGCGUGAUAGCGACCGUAGUGCGGCUGUGUCUCACGGUAUGUGCCUCUCCGGCGGCUUAUGCCAAACAAAAAGGUGGAGCUCCACAACUUUGCGCCCUGGUGGUGGAGCUUGCUUCGAUUUCCACGACAAUAAUUUUACGUUGUACGAUUCAAACCCUUAUCCUAUUGGGUGGUCUCGUGAAUGAAAUCUUCUUCUUCACCCAGCUUGUCGCCGCAAAGCUGUUUGAGGAGCUGAACAAACGAGUUCAGAAUACAUCUAGCCCGUGUGAAAUUCACCUGGUGAUAAGGUUGGUAAAGGAGAUUUGUACAAGGGUGCCUGCCCUGCAAGGCGCCUUUUUACGAAUGGCUGGCACCAUCGUUGACUUAAUGCGCACUGAGGUACGGAAUGGACCGAGGCUUCUUCUGGAGUGUGCGGAUCUGUUGUCGUUGGUGAUGCUGGAGUCGGAAGAGGGUGCUUUGCAGAUUCGAACAUUACUGCUACAGCUGCUUGCGCAGACAAAUUUUCAGUCCAGUGGAUCUAUCAUAACCAGUUGUUGGGCGUUGCAGACGUGUAUCAGGUCAGUGCAGCGAAGUUCAAUUGACCGUGUCUACCCUGCGACGGAGGUGAACUGUGUGUUAGUUUGCCUUCAUCGCCUUUGUGUGAGUAUGGGCGCUAGUUUUUCUUCAGAGUUGAUGACGUUUGAUUUUUGUGUCUUGUACGAUGAAAUGAUGGCCUAUCACCGUCACCGGCGGGAUGCGUGCGGAGUAGAUCGGUCGCCGCGGCGGUAUCUGCUUAUGUGCGACUUUCUAUUACUUGCGCUGCAUCUCCUAAGUCUCCUGCAUGUAAAUGCCCCAGCAGAGUCAAGACGGGGACUUUCUCGUCAGCUUGGAGCAAUUACUGCAGCAGGCCCCUUUCUUCAGUGCCGAUUGUACACCUCUAUAAUUGCUCGGGCCUUUUUGGGCAUGUGCUCCCUGAGUUCGCUUGUCCUGUUGGGUGAACUCCAGGCCGCGAAGGAGGCGCCCUCGGAUGUCGUGCCGGUGACCCGCCAGAGUUUAACGGCUGGCUGGGUGCUUUAUUCUUCAUACGGCGACGACUGUUUUGCGUGUGGCCGACAGCGCAUUGUGCAUCCCGAGUACCUGCAAAGUUUCUUUGCGGUGCUUCAGCGACAGUCGCAGACGGCGGCGCGGGCGUUGCUCGGGGUGUCAGCAACCCAACUUCUUCUUGACGUUUUUUGCAACAGUCUGGAGAACAUCUACGCUCUGGUGGAGCGAGGCGUGGCAACACUCCUGUCGGAGGUCUGGGCGGUGGCAGUUGCCGCGGAUGAGGGGUACAAGGAAAGCUGUAUUCAACACCUUGCCACCGUGACGGCGCAGGUUGGUGUGUGUGGCUUUAGCCAUACUGCGAUGCUCUUUUUGCUGCAAAUGUGUUUGCGCCAACGCACCGCGGAUUCCGUGGAGUACGCAAACAAGGCCACCGCAACCGUGUUCACGACGUGGCGGGUCAUGCUGCGGCAGUCCAUGCCAAGUUCUCAGCCCAUGUCUUUUGUAGGAAUAUCUGUUGGCUUUCCAGCCGUAACAAGGUUCCAGCCGACUGCGGUGCAGCGACUCAAGCGGGGUUUGGGACUCCACGGUGGCAUCGACAUCCCGAUGCCACUGACCGUCCCAAAGCCUGAAGGGUGUAUCUCGGCCGUACUUUGGCUCCUCGUGGAGCAAACUGCCUCUCCGCCUGUAGGAACAGCUGAGUUCGUUUUGUUGUCCUUCUUCUUGGAUCAAAACAAAAUUGCCGUGCUGUUGCUUCUCUCCAAAGGGGGUGAAUUGAGCCUAAGAUUGUUGCUGCCGGGCUAUCGGGAGCAGCGUUCAAGUACUGUGCCUGUCCCCGGCAUCGCGGUGCCAAGAGAGAGGUGGUGCAUGGUGUCCAUGUCCAUUGUUGCAGGGCAUCGGGCAUCCACUGCAAUUCGCGCAAAACUACGUCUGGAGGUCCGGAUUUCUUUGCAUGCUGUGGCUCAAUGUGGGGGUUCAUCUUCAACGGAGGUUGGGGUCGGGGUUGAGAUGUCACUUGGCGUACUGGGUAGGGUGAAUCCUUGGCCCUGGGAAGUGAAUGCCGUCUCCUUGGCUGCGGCUUACGCACCGCCUGCUGUUUGCCCGCAGCAAUUGCUCCUUGGCUCACUAGGCAUGUUUGCGGGCCCCCUCUCCAAAUUGGAAUUGGUAUCCCUCUUUGCAAUGGGUAGUGACAACCUCUUUUCACUUUCCUUCGUGGACAGGAGCUUUGUCGUUGGCCUGUACCCGACCCUGGCGAACAUGGCAGAGCAGGAGGUAGGGAUGCUUACGGAGGAAAUGGUGCUGCUCGCAGCUAUGUGGCGGCAAGGUGGAACACCGACCACGAAGGACCAGCCUCGCAUUUCCAGCGCUUCCUUUCCGUUUGCUGGCUACUGCAGCAAGGAACACUUGCCUGUCGUUGUUGGCGUGUUUGGUGGUGAGCUCUGUCUGGCGACGCAUAUGGAGCGUCGCGGAGCUGCCGCUGACGUCGCUGAAUGUCAAGAUGCCGAUGUAACGCCGUGGAAUACGGCGGCUGACCGCCUGACAAGGAUUGGCUCCGUGACGCGGGUGCCCCUUAGGCUCUCCACACACGAGGACACGGCCCGCCGCUUCGGAAGCAUGUGGGUGGAAGCCAAUGGUCCACGGUUUCAUUCCGUGACGCCGGUGUAUUCCGCGCUGGACGCCGUUGGCGGACUUCCAUUUUUUGCCUGGCUGGCCUCGUUGCAGGCGCCACAUUCAACGGCGUUUGCAGAGGUCUGGAAGUGCGCAUGCGCCGUCGUGCUCCGACACUCUCCGGAAAGUCUCUUGUGUCCAGCACCGUCGCACGGCGGCCGAUGUCUUGUUAUUUUACUAAGAGCCAUGCUGCACGCGCGUAUCGCGAUAUCGGAGACGAUUGCGGCUUCAUUGUGUGACGCUGUUGGAAAUCGGAUACUUGUGCGGACCGACCUUUUGUCGCUUAUGCUUGACUUCACAUUAUGGUCUCAAGACGUGGGUGCGUUUCGUGUGGUGCUACGCAAAUUGCAACAGUACAUGAUGGAUCCUCAGUAUGGCCAGUUUAACAGUCAAAUUCUUCAGUACGGCGGCAAUUCCGAGCGUGGCGUGGGAGAUUGUUACGCCUUGGAGAAGUUUCUCCUGCAUCUGCUCAUGCAUUUUGCGGGGCAAACAAACGGCAGUUGGGAUACGUCUAUCAUCGCGUACGCAAUGCCCUUUGUGAGCACGUUGUGUCGGACAGCGUCCCACCUGCGACAAGUUAUGCAGGCCGUUAUUUGCCUGGUGGUGGCUGAGGAGCCGCCUCCCCGGCUUUCGGUGGAGUGGGCGCUGGGACUGCUGGGUGCCGUCCACAGUGUCAUGGAGGUGGGUGAGACUGCGGGUUUGCCGGAUGCAGACCUCGCCACUGGCGUCGUGGCUCUCCUGAAGUGCUCGGAGGCGCGGGUGCGGUGCCGUGCCAUCCCCCUCUUCUCCUACCUGCUGCUCUCGAGAGCGCAGGUUGCUGCCGCGGUGGAUGUGUACUUGGCUCGCCGGGCGUUGUUCCCAAAUUCCCCUUGCCUCUCCAAGCAGGAGCUUGACACCAUUGCGGCCGUGGUGCGGCGCAGCGCACGACUAGGCGAGGCAGUUCGGGCCCGAGCGCUCAUUUUUUUUCUGUUCGCACUUUUUCUGCAAAUGCCAGUCGUCUUUCAGGUGGAGGUUAUGCAACUCCUGCGUGACGUCAUGGAAACGAAAGAGUUGUCCUCACACGACCUUCUCUACGGUGCUGGGACCGGGGAGUAUCUGAUGGAGCCGCUGCCGAGCCACUUGAUCGGCACCUUCCACACCCUGGCAAUGGAAGGGUCCACGGUGGCGGGGGACUUCGUUGAGCUCCUCACAGCCACCGCUGUGCAAAUGAUUAAACACGCAUGGGGCGCGGCAGAUACUAUUUGUGGACAGCUGCUGGGUGACGCACUGUGGGCCAUUUUCCAGACCCUUCUACGCGAAGACGACUACGAGCGGGUGUGUGUGACGGACGUGGAUGUCAAUAGGGCGGGUAUGUGGUUGACGCGUUUUAGUGCGCCGUGCUUCCACAUGUUCGCCGCCCUCGCGAAAAAUGGCUGCCCGGCCUCGUUCCUGAAUGAUUAUUUUUCUUUUCUUCGCAUCCAGGUGGCUAUUGUGCUGCUCCUGAGCCGGUAUGAGAGCGAUGGUCAGGGGUGCGGCGCGGCUACCAUAGCAGAUGCCAAGGAAAUAGACCAAACGACACUGGUGCAUACCUACUCGCUUCGCCUCGGCAAGACACUUGUGCUGAAGACGCAUCAGAUUGGAUUGCGCCUCACCCUGCUUCUGCUGGAGGCUGCCCAAACGUUGUUCUUUGGGCUACAGGCGGGUGAUAUGAAGUGGUUGACGCGAAAGCGCGCGGGGAAGAUUAGUGAAGAGUUACUGCUCCUACAGUGGAGGGUGAUCGCCACUGCGCUAUACGACGCUGAGAAAACCGAUGAUGAUGUGGUGAAGGAGCUGCUGCUUUUACACCUUGCCCACAGUGGGCUUGCGGAGUACGAUGUCCAUCACUUCCCAUGGGGAAGGCGUAAGCCACUGGCAGAACCGCCGGAUGCGGCCGACUGGAGGCAUUUGUGGCUGUCACCCAACACAGUAUUAAUGGAACUGAUAAAAAAGGCGCCUGGAGAGGCUUUGAAGGAGUGCGCGCCCUGGCUCAUUGUUUUGCGGGCUGCAUUUAGCUUUCUCCAUGCCCCGCUGCGGAGUAAUUUGGGUCGGUUUUACAUGUCGCUCUCGAUCUGUCGUCUUAUACGCUACAACGCCACUAUCUGGUCUCUUGUUAGGCGAGGCGUUUCCCCGUCGUCCACGGCGGAGCUGGAGGCGACCCUAACAACCGAGGAACAGGACUUGCUUGCCGAGGAUGCGGCGACGUUGGGGGACUCCCUGUGGGGGAUUGAGCUGUCACGUAGCGGGGUGGCUGCCAUGGAGAAGUACGUCACGGCCACCCGCUCCACCGCAGUCGUCGCUUUGAAGCACCGCAGCCGACAGCGCAGAUUUUUGUUGCCGUCUAUGGAUUCCCAACAGACGCCGCAGUUCCACGACCAGGCCGCUGCGGAGAUGCAUCAAGUUCAGGCCUCCAUUUGGCAGGAGGCGGAGCUGUACAGGAAGUCUGUGGAGGAGGAUGGUAGUGCGAUUCUAGCUGCCCAUGCCGCCUACCGUUUUUCUCUACUGCCGUGGUGGGGGCAUUGUGUCAGCCUCUACUCGCACACCCCGGUACCGCUGAACCGCUGGGAGCUGGAUCGCUUUCUGGGCCCUGAGUGGCAGCGCAUGCGUCUUCGUCGCUUCAUUCACGAUGUGCGCAUCUCGAGGACGGAGGGCGCAGAUCAACUUAUUCGCCCUGUCUACCGCGAUGGCAUGGCUUCCAUGGAUGAUGUCAGGCUCUUGGAAUGCUACUCCGCGACUGCCGUUCCACAGCUGCUACCCAUGGACGCUCUUGGGCCGGAUCCCCUGGCUGUCAAGUGCAAGCUGGUGCUUCCAAUGCAUCGUGUCCCUAUCAUGCUCUACGUCGCGUCGAAGCAUGUAUCGUACGUUGUGGAAUGUUUUGAGAGUGAUUUAGCGCAGUUGGGAAAAGCGGCCACGAAUCCGUCGUUUCCUCCAGAUGCGUCUGGUCCAUCCACCUUUGUGAGGACGCACGAAUUCGCAACGCCACUGCCCGCAAGCUUCAAGUACAGACAUGAAGUGCCUUGCUUUCGUCGCGUUGUGAGCGUCGCCUCCAUACGUGCUGUAUGGCCGCGUCGAAACUUACUGCAGCCCUGCGCGUUGGAGCUGCUUCUCUCCACUGGAGAAACCGUGUUUCUGGCGUUUGACUCGGAGGCGGUGAGAAAGUCCGUGCUUGAGCAUAUCACCGAAUGCGCCCGUCCGCACCUUGACAGGACGCUGACGCUGACGGAAAGCAACCUAAAGCUGUGGCGUAACUGGUGGUGCGAGGGCCGCAUCUCCAACUUCCACUACCUGAUGUACCUGAACUUUGCGGCGGGUCGCUCCUACGGGGACUUGCGGCAGUACCCCGUGUUUCCCCACGUCGUGGCUGACUUUGUCUCCGACACGCUGGAUUUGUCAUCGCCCGCCGUCUAUCGCCGGCUCGACAAGCCGAUGGGGGCGCAGACCGCCGACCGCGAGUUGCGGGCCGUGCAACGGUACCGCGAGAUGGCAGCGCUGCCCAAAGGGGAAUGCAGUGCGUCAAUCGACUUGGUCCCCCACCACCACGGCUCGCACUACUCCCCUGUUGGAGGGGCACUUCACUUUUUGGUUCGUGUGCAACCCUUUUCCGACUAUUUCGUGGACAUGAACUCCAGCCUGGACGACGCGGGUCGCGUGUUUGACUCCAUGGCCGCCGCCUACUUCAUCUCCACCGGCAAGGACGUGAAGGAGCUCUUGCCAGAGCUGUACUGUUUGCCGGAGAUGUUCGUGAAUUCAAACCGAAUUCCUUUUGGGGUGAGACAGGACGGAAGAGUCGUGGAUGACGUGCAGCUGCCUCCGUGGGCCUCGACCCCGCGGGAGUUGACACAAAAGCUGCGGCAGGCACUCGAAGGCCGCCACACCUCCGAAAACCUGCACUUCUGGAUUGACCUCGUGUUUGGCUACAAGCAACGCGGCAAGGAGGCGGUGGCGGCGGUGAAUGUGUUUCACCCACUGACCUACGAGGGAUCGAUUGACCUUUCCACCAUUAAGGAUCCGGUUCUUUUGUCCAGUCACGAAACCCAAAUCGACUGCUACGGCCAAGUGCCUUUGCAGCUGUUUACCCAGCAGCACAAGCCGCGCGGGAAAUCAACAGAGCCCCCACUCCUACAAAGCCCUUGCCCGACACUGCGCUACGAGGCCUCCAGCUCGCGGGCCUGCGUUGUGCUUCACCCUGACGGUCUAGUGCCAAUAUUAAACGCUGCCAAGGUGGAGGGAACCGUCGUUGUGUUUCCCCGCACAAAACCUGUCACCGCAGCCCGAGGCGCAGAAGAGGCGAGCGAAUGGAAGCUCCCUCUGACGCAGUCCCGGCCGAUAGCGCUACCAAGGCAUUGUUUGCCGUUCACGGUGGUGCAUGAUCAGCUGAAAGAUUGUCUCUGUAUCCGAGGGAAUUGCAUUGUGAUUUUGGAUGGAAAAGAUUUGUCGCGCGAAGUGUGUUCGCUGCACGUAGGCAACGGAAUGAUCACCGCUUACACGGUUGACCCGCCGAAUGUUUACGUCGGAAUGGCGUCGGGUGCCAUCCAUGCGCUGGGGAUUACCUACGAGGAAUGGACCGAAGUAGAACCAACGCUGCAGGAGGAAUCGGGGGAACGCCAAGGCACGACGCAUGCCUCAGAAAGAGCGCCAUACAAGGAGAUGAGAACGGUGCGAAAUCGAGGGGCCGUUCGACGGCGCGUGUGUGUCUUAUAUGGGCAUACUGCACCCGUGACUGCGCUUUGCGUCUCCGCUGAGUGGGGGAUUUUAGUUUCUACGGCGGAGGAUCAUAGGGCGGCGGUGUGGGACACAACGCGCCUUGUGCUUCUCCGUGCUAUUCCCUCUCCGUGUCUGGCGGCAAAGUAUCCAGAGUCGCUCUUCCCUGGGAAUGCGUGGCAGCAAAGGGCUGGCGCUGACACUCUCUGGCACUAUGACCUCAUUGCCGUCAAUGCAAAGGAAGGGGACAUUGUUUUGGCCGGUCGCUCCCCGACGGGUGCGCAUGCCGUUAGACUUUAUACGCUCAAUGGUUCUCUUGCAGCUGCGUAUGGCCUCGGCGAAGAACCCGCGACCGCCCUUCUCACCGUUGGUGGGCUCGUCUUCGUCGCACAAGGGACGCUUGUGCGGGUUUUGCGAGAGAGGGACCUGCUGUGGCGGAGUAACCUCAGCCAUCCCGGCCUAGAGGACACCAUAACCUCCCUGGCGCUUAGCCCUAACGGCACGAUUUUGGCCGCGUGCGACCGGAGGUCAACCCUCGUCACGUGGAAAGUAAGCCUCUGA
Trypanosoma conorhini is the source of this 9072-nucleotide messenger RNA. Its product is annotated as putative neurobeachin/beige protein. Bases 1 to 9072 code for a protein of 3023 amino acids. Gene Ontology annotation, molecular function: protein binding. NCBI's taxonomy places the organism in Eukaryota, Euglenozoa, Kinetoplastea, Trypanosomatida, Trypanosomatidae. The transcript has a single exon. The record is from RefSeq and is a predicted model, not a curated record.